Molecule: messenger RNA, 3630 nt
Organism: Arvicanthis niloticus (Nile rat)
Lineage: Eukaryota; Metazoa; Chordata; Mammalia; Rodentia; Muridae
Source: RefSeq, a predicted model, not a curated record
CCCUCGGCCGCCGCCGUCUCGGUGGAGCCCCCCGCCGCCCGCCGCCGCCUUAGCCGAGCCGCUCUCCUGAGCCGCCGCCCGCCCCUGCCGGCGUCCUCGCUCGCUCCCUGCUCAGCGGAAACAUGGCGGCUGGAAGGGAGUGAGUGAGCCGCCCGCGCCCCGCGCCCCGCGCCGCUGUCGCCUUCAGAUGGAGAGAUUAAUAACACAGAGAAACUAACUUGUCAGAGGUCAGAGCAAGGUAUAGGUGGAUCCAGGAAUAAGUCCCAAGCUUCAUCACUCCUUGCUUAGUUUUAGUCCAUUGACUAUGCAGCCUAGUGACUGGAAUGAUGUGAAAAAACAUAAGUAUGGUCACUUGUCAGAGUCUGCAUCUCAGUAUCAAGAACCUGUUUGCAUCCUGGAGCUAGGAGCCCGGAUGUUAUUGCCUCUGGGAAGCCUUCCUCAAACCUUCUGCGUGCUCCUACAGCACCCUCCACCUCUCCAAGUGCAGCCCUCACCACACUCUUCUGCCAUGGAUCACUUAGUUUCUGUCCCUCUCUAGACUGAAGCUCACAAGAAUGAGGGCAAUAUUUUGAUCAUGGUUAUAUCUGCAGUGCCCAGCACAAUACUGUAAAUAAGUCUUGGAAGAAUGGCAUCUAGUGCUUUUUGCAUGGCCCAAAGGGGCCUGUGCUGCUCCACUACAGAGGAAACUUCAAGAAAUGCUGGUUUGCUACAGUGUUUUAGCUCGUGAGAAUCUCUGGGACCUUCCCUGCUCCAUCAUGGGGUCACCUCUAGGUCAUUUUACCUGGGACAAAUACCUAAAGGAAACAUGUUCAGUCCCAGCACCUGUCCAUUGCUUCAAGCAGUCCUACACACCUCCAAGUAAUGAGUUCAAGAUCAGCAUGAAACUGGAAGCACAGGAUCCCAGGAACACCACAUCCACCUGUAUUGCCACAGUAGUUGGACUGACAGGUGCCCGGCUUCGUCUGCGCCUUGAUGGCAGUGACAACAAGAAUGACUUCUGGAGACUAGUUGACUCUUCUGAAAUCCAGCCAAUUGGAAACUGUGAGAAGAAUGGUGGUAUGCUGCAGCCCCCUCUAGGAUUUCGGCUGAAUGCCUCCUCUUGGCCCAUGUUCCUUCUGAAGACACUAAAUGGAGCAGAGAUGGCUCCCAUCAAGAUUUUCCAUAAGGAGCCACCAUCACCUUCCCACAACUUCUUCAAAAUGGGAAUGAAGUUAGAAGCUGUAGACAGAAAAAACCCUCAUUUCAUUUGCCCAGCCACUAUUGGAGAAGUUCGAGGUUCAGAGGUGCUAGUCACCUUUGAUGGGUGGCGAGGCGCAUUUGACUACUGGUGCCGUUUUGACUCCCGGGACAUCUUUCCUGUGGGCUGGUGUUCUUUGACUGGAGAUAACCUGCAGCCACCUGGCACCAAAGUUGUGAUUCCAAAGAAUCCUUCCCCUUCGUCUGAUGUGAGCACUGAGAAGCCCAGCAUCCACAGCACCAAAACUGUCUUGGAGCAUCAGCCAGGGCAGAGGGGGCGCAAACCAGGAAAGAAGCGGGGCCGAACACCCAAGAUCAUUAUUCCCCAUCCCACCUCUACCCCAUCCAAGUCAGCUGAACCUUUGAAAUUUCCAAAGAAGAGAGGUCCCAAGCCUGGCAGUAAGAGAAAACCUCGGACUUUGCUGAGCCCACCACCCACCUCACCAACAACCAGCACCCCUGAACCGGACACCAGCACUGUUCCCCAAGAUGCUGCCACCAUCCCAAGUUCAGCUAUGCAGGCCCCCACAGUUUGUAUCUACUUGAACAAGAAUGGCAGCACCGGCCCCCACCUGGAUAAGAAGAAGAUCCAACAACUCCCUGACCAUUUUGGGCCAGCCCGUGCCUCUGUGGUGUUGCAGCAGGCUGUCCAGGCUUGCAUUGACUGUGCUUAUCACCAGAAAACUGUCUUCAGCUUUCUCAAACAGGGCCACGGCGGUGAAGUCAUCUCAGCCGUGUUUGACCGGGAACAGCACACUCUCAAUCUCCCAGCAGUCAACAGCAUCACCUAUGUCCUCCGUUUCCUGGAGAAGCUCUGCCACAACCUUCGGAGUGACAAUCUGUUUGGCAACCAGCCUUUUACACAGAAUCAUGUAUCACUCACUGCCACAGAGUACAGCCACAGCCACGACAGGUACCUACCAGGUGAAACCUUUGUCCUGGGGAAUAAUCUGGCCCGAUCCUUGGAGACACACUCAGACCUGAUGGACUCUGCCUUGAAGCCUGCCAACCUUGUCAGCACAUCCCCAAACCUUCGGACUCCUGGCUAUCGGCCCCUGCUUCCCUCCUGUGGCCUCCCAUUGAGCACUGUCUCUGCUGUACGUAGGCUCUGCUCUAGGGGAGUGUUAAAAGGAACAAGGGAGAGAAGGGAUGUGGAAUCAUUUUGGAAACUAAAUCAUUCCCCAGGGUCAGAUCGACAUCUGGAGAGCCGAGAUCCCCCACGCCUAAGUGGCCGGGACCCCUCCUCAUGGACAGUGGAGGAUGUGAUGCAGUUUGUCCGGGAAGCUGACCCUCAGCUUGGAUCCCAUGCUGACCUCUUCCGAAAACAUGAGAUCGAUGGCAAGGCCCUGCUGCUGCUGCGCAGUGACGUGAUGAUGAAGUACAUGGGCCUGAAGCUGGGGCCCGCCCUCAAGCUUUCCUUCCACAUCGACCGGCUGAAGCAGGGCAAGUUCUGAACAGAAGGCGCUCUCUUUCUAGGAAACCACCAGGCAGCUCCCAGGCACCUUAGUAGGGCUCUGGGUGACCUCAGGACUCUAAGAGGCUGGAAAACCACCACUGCUACCCUUCCUGCCCUGAUGUGUCCUUCCAUGAAGGACUGAGGAAGGAACAGUGGGCCUAGGGCUGGUGCUGCUCUUCCCCUUAGCCUGCUGUAGCUCCCAGACCCUUCUAUUUAUUUCUCAAGGCUAGCCAGCCUCUCACCACGAGUUUAGACGAGCACCUUUCAAGAGAUAAGGAAGACGCCAACCCUAGGACCUUGAAAGCCCUGGUACCCAGGCCCCUUGCCACCUUCUGGGCUUGGCAUAGUAUCCCAUGGCCCCCCAGCUCAUGCCUUCUCACUGGAUCCCCAGACUCUGAACUUAUGGUGCAGACCUUUUUUAAAGAGAUUGUUUCUUAUUGCUAAGUUAUUGCUUUUGGCAUUUGGACUUAAUGUUUCUCUUGCACCAAACAUUUUUGGAAGAGGGAGAUCAUCCUCUGUGGUCCAGAGAGGGUCUCUCCAGAGAAGUGUGGCCCAUUUCAGAAGACACUGCCCUAGGGCACUUCUUCUCUGGAAUGGACAAAGUCUAUGGCUCACUGAGCAUGAGGUGAGGGCCCCUCUUCCCACACUGGGUCCUUUGUAGCCUCAGUCUUCAUCUCUGAUAGAGUUUCUCUCACCCUGACCCCACAGCUCCCUGCCCUGGUCAGAAUUGCUGCAAAAGAUGGGGCCUAAUGCCAUUAGGCCACGGGGCCCCAAUGGUGGGACGGAGGACCUCAAGGCUGGAGGGGUUUUGCCCUCUGCUAGCUCCUGUGCUUCCUCCUAAGCAAGUCAGCAGCACUGCGGCCCCCACUGCCAUCUGAACUAUUUUAUGUCAGUUUGUUUAUAAAUAAAAACCAAUACAAAUGCCCGUGUCUUUUUAA